AUGAGGAAAAGUGGGAAAGAACAAAAACAGAACAAGAUAGUGAGAAUAAUAACAACACCUAUAAGAGUACUAGGAAGAGCCAAAGACAUGUACGUAAGAAGCAUAACGAAGUGCGGUAACAACAUCAACUACACCAAUCCAAUAGAUUCUACCGGAAGAUUCCAGAAUUUACCGAGAAGUUACAGCGCGGUAACAACCAGAUCUGGCGGUGCUGGUGAUAGCGAGGAUUUUGUUGAGUUAAUGAGAGCAGCUUCAGCUAGGACUUUGGUUAACCGGAUUGAUGUUGAUUUGGUUCUCAAGCAAGAAGCUGCCACGUCACGACCCGUUUCUACAAACGGGUUGCCAAAAUCCGUUAGUGUUGGUAUGGGUCGGAUCGAUGAAGAAAAGGCUAGUGAUUUGGGUGAAGGUUUUGGUGAUGUUCCUGUUCUGGGGAAUUCUUAUCCAAGAAGUAGAAGCUAUGCUGUUGGAAAAAGAAGUGUUGUUUUGUGA
Messenger RNA from Vicia faba (fava bean), 489 nucleotides. Lineage: Eukaryota; Viridiplantae; Streptophyta; Magnoliopsida; Fabales; Fabaceae. The record is from the annotation of a GenBank genome assembly.